Molecule: messenger RNA, 596 nt
Organism: Medioppia subpectinata
Lineage: Eukaryota; Metazoa; Arthropoda; Arachnida; Sarcoptiformes; Oppiidae
Source: the annotation of a GenBank genome assembly
CAUUUUUGAGGCAAAAGUUUUGUUGUUUUGCUUUUCAUAAUAGCGUUGAAUCACUCGUUGAAGGGAUUGUCUGUGAAUUGCAAAUACAAACACGUGUUAAGCAAUAGACGUAAACAUUGGCAUCGAUUUCAUGUGGUCUUCGUAUCGGCCGUAAUAUUGCGGUCAAUGUUUUGCCGACAAUGAGUGACCAAAUACUGGACGAAACCACUUGUUUUGAUACCAUUUACCGCGAGAUUGAGAUCGGUUUGGAUCCCAAGUUCAUCGGCAACGAAGAGCGAGCCAUUCAUCGCAUUCUGGAUCACAUGAAAUACAAAUACAAUUAUGAACUUAAAGGCGUUUUAAUGGAUUUCCGACACAUGAAGUUUGUCUCAGAGUUGGGCCGUAUUAUCGAUGACCAGCCGCUCAUCUAUUGGAAAAUCGGCGCCACUUUUAACACGUUUAAUGUGUCGGUCGGACAGCUGUUGAGGGCGAAGAUCAAUAGAAUGGGUGCUGAAUAUUGCGGUGCAUUAAUGGGCACUUGUAUUGACGCCACCGUUAUGUUCGCCGAAGACAUCGACAAAGAAGAGCUGAUGCCAUACAUACGGAUCGGACAGGAG